UUGCUGGGCAGAAGUUAUAUGUGAGACUUUUUCAACGCAAGCUGAACUGGUUAAAAGUGAACAAAAUAGAGUAUGGAGAGAUAAGUAUGGAUUUAUUACCAAUAAUUGAAGAACUGGCUGAAGCCAGAUUUCUGCAAACAGAAUCUGAACUGGAAGACCUGUGUGAAGGGUUGGAUUUGCUUUCAGCCCCUGAGCUAAAAACAUUAGCAAAGAUCUUUCACUUGCCAAACCCAAAUGGUCAGAAACAGCAACUUGUGGAUGAUUUUCUGAGGUUGGCAAAACAACGUUCAGUUAGGAGUCAGGCUGGUAUUGGGAAAGUGAUUUUAAAAAGGGUGAAGGACCUGGCUGGAAAAUCUGUCAGGGUCUGUAAAGGCCCUCGGGCUGUCUUUUCUCGAAUCCUGCUGCUAUUUUCACUGUCUGAGUCAAUGGAGGACGAAGAAGCUGGUAGUGCUGGUCAAGGCCAGCUCUCCACAGUCCUUAUGGUAAACAUGGGACGUAUGGUAUUCCCGAGUUACACUGUAAAUAGGAAAACACAGGUCUUCCAGGACAGAGAAGAUCUUAUCAGAUAUGCAACUGCUGCUUAUCUGUCAAAUGAUAUAGCCACUGCAAUGGUAAAUGGGAACUGGGAAGAAGCUAAUCAUCUAUAUAUGUGUGCUAAAGAAACCUGGAACGAACUGAAAAAUCACCCGUCUUUGAGCUAUCACAAGGUUUUACCUGAGUAUCUGCGACAUUUCACAGUUGGCUGGGUGUAUACAAGAAUCCUUUCUCAAGGUGUUGAAAUUUUGCAGAGACUUCACAUGUAUGAGGAGGCGGUGCGGGAGCUGCAGACCCUUCUGUCUCAGGACGUGUAUUGUGCUGACAGCAGAGGGCGGUGGUGGGAUCGCCUGGCUCUGAAUUUACAUCAGCACCUGAAAAACACUAAGAAGGCCAUUGACUGCAUUAGAAAUGGACUGGCAGACCCAUUUGUACGUACUGGGCAUCGUCUCUCUCUCUACCAGCGGGCCCUACGAAUCAGAGACUCACCAAGCUGCAAGCAGUUCAGAUGCCUCUUUCAUGAUCUGCCAGUCAUAGCUGUGGAGGAUGUGACACAUGUUACAAUCAAAGGAAAGAUGUGUCCUCAGAUGGGAAUGGGAAAAUCUGUGUUUCUAAUGGAGGACAUUGGUGAUGAAGAAGGAGGUGAAGACUUCAGUGUAUCCACAGUCAUGUGCUCAGUUGAGGAGCUGGCGUUAACUCAUUACAGGCAGAAUGGUUUUGAUCAGGGUAUUCAUGGAGAAGGCUCAACAUUUAUUACACUGUAUGGUAUUCUAAUGUGGGAUAUCAUUUUCAUGGAUGACAUACCUGACGUUUUCAGAAAUUCCUAUCAGACGUUCCCCCUGGAUUUAUACACUGACAGCUUCUAUGAAAACCGGAGGGAUGUCAUUGAGGCCAGACUCCAGCAGCUUCAUGCAGCUUCCUCAGAGACACUGGCAAAGUUGAUCGCUGACAUCUGGACCGCUCAGGAGGGAAAAGCAGCAGCACUAGUUAGCUGGGGGCGUUUUAGUUCUCUCCAGCAAGUUCAGAGCCUUGUCUCAUGCCUUGGAGGAAUGUUUCUGAGCGGUGUUUUUAGGCGCCUUUCCAAAGAUCUACGCCAUUGCAGAGGGGGCCUUCCUGACCUGGUUGUGUGGCGUACUCACACUAAUCACUUUAAGCUGGUGGAAGUGAAAGGCCCCAACGAUCGCCUGUCCCACAAGCAGAUCGUCUGGCUGAGCGAACUGAAGAAGCUGGGUGCUACGGUAGAAGUUUGUCACGUGCAAGCCGUCGGAGGCAAGAGUAAACGCCUCAGUUGACAACAGAGGUCUUGAUCACAUGGGUAAUUUGGGCGUUUCUAAAGGAACUGGCAUGACACACACAUGACUAGCUGCUGCUUAUUCAAAGUACACAAGACAUUCUAAAAAUAGUUUGAGAAGACUGUCAGUAUGAUUUACUGUAUGCCAUUUUGUGUUCAGAAGAACAAAGCCUUUCUCUUCUGU
Molecule: messenger RNA, 2009 nt
Organism: Cariama cristata (Red-legged seriema)
Lineage: Eukaryota; Metazoa; Chordata; Aves; Cariamiformes; Cariamidae
Product: fanconi-associated nuclease 1-like
Biological process (GO): interstrand cross-link repair
Cellular component (GO): nucleus
Molecular function (GO): 5'-flap endonuclease activity; flap-structured DNA binding; 5'-3' exonuclease activity
Source: RefSeq, a predicted model, not a curated record